GGUGUGCAUGCAGUCGCCAUUUUUGCGUCGGUCAUUUAGCAUCAUCACAACUUUCAACUGAAGUGUUCCUUAUUCGGAGCAAUACUGUGCUACUCACUUUGCUGCAACUGGCCCUCCAAGCUCCUUUCGUAAUUUAAUUUAUAUUCCAGUAUGGGGGAGGAUAGCAAGGACCGUGAUCGCGAUAAGGAAAGGGACAGGGACAAGGAGAGGCGUCGCCGAUCUCGUUCUCGGGACCACAAGAAACGAUCACGCAGCCGAGAUCGCAGUCGAGAGAGAAGGAAAAGAAGCCGCUCACCAGUAGGGUCACCGAAGAAGGAUAAACGAUCAAGAAGACGAAAGCCGUCCAUGUACUGGGAUGUCCCGCCUCCAGGCUUUGAGCAUAUCACACCUAUGCAGUAUAAGGCCAUGCAAGCUGCCGGACAGAUUCCUGCUAAUCUGGUCACUGAAACACCGCAAGCAGCAGUUCCUGUUGUUGGAUCUACCAUUACCAGGCAAGCUCGUCGCUUGUAUGUUGGUAACAUACCAUUUGGUGUCACAGAGGAAGAGAUGAUGGAGUUUUUCAACCAGCAAAUGCAUUUGUCUGGUUUGGCCCAGGCAGCAGGCAAUCCUGUCCUAGCAUGUCAAAUUAAUUUGGACAAAAAUUUUGCCUUCCUAGAGUUCCGGUCCAUUGAUGAAACAACUCAAGCCAUGGCCUUUGAUGGAAUCAACUUCAAGGGGCAGAGUUUGAAGAUCCGCAGACCUCAUGAUUACCAGCCUAUGCCUGGGAUGUCAGAAAAUCCUUCAGUUACUGUUCCAGCUUAUGAUUCUCUGUUUGCAGCUGGGGUUAUCAGUACAGUUGUCCCAGAUUCACCUCAUAAGAUUUUCAUUGGUGGCCUACCCAACUACCUUAAUGAAGACCAGGUCAAGGAGCUUUUGAUGUCCUUCGGUCAACUUCGUGCAUUCAAUUUGGUGAAGGACUCUGCAACUGGACUCAGCAAGGGUUACGCCUUCUGUGAAUAUUUUGAUGUCUCCAUGACUGACCAGGCUAUUGCUGGUCUUCAUGGAAUGCAAUUGGGAGACAAGAAACUGAUUGUACAACGGGCGAGUGUUGGUGCCAAGAAUGCUCAAAUUGGCCAGCAAGCUCCAGUGCAAAUCCAAGUACCUGGUCUCACUAUGGUGGGCGCUGCUGGACCUGCCACAGAGGUUCUUUGUCUGCUGAAUAUGGUGACACCUGAUGAACUACGUGAUGAGGAAGAAUAUGAAGACAUCCUUGAUGAUAUCAGAGAAGAGUGUGGCAAGUAUGGUGUCGUUCGUUCACUGGAAAUCCCCAGGCCUAUUGAAGGAGUCGAUGUCCCAGGCUGUGGAAAAGUUUUUGUUGAGUUUAAUUCGAUUGUGGAUUGUCAGAAAGCACAGCAAAGUCUCACAGGGCGUAAAUUCAACAACAGAGUUGUUGUCACAUCUUACUUUGACCCUGAUAAAUAUCAUCGCCGAGAAUUUUAAACUAAGCAUUCACAGAGCAUAUGUUUUAGACUGAUGGUCAAAGAACUAAUAGAAGCACAGACUUUGAGUUCUGUACAAAUACCUUGGAAUCCGUUUACAGAUACUAAAUGGGUACCUGUCCAUUAAUCAAUUUGAUGUUUCCCUAAUUAUUGUAGAUUUGUGAUAAGGGAUAAUUCACCUGACUUCUUGCUAUUAAGUUAGUCAGAAAUUGUAAAUUUUGACAAGAUUUUUGUUGGAAUCUGAAACAUUUUUAUCAUGAAGAGGAACUCAAUUUAAAAUCGUGUUCCUGUCAUACAACUUUCAUUUGUUCUCAAAUUUUAGAGAGCUUGUAGAAUUAUAAGAGCCUCACAUUUGUUUUAGAAGCCAUAGCACCUAAUUAUGUGUCCAUUCAUGUGUGUGUGUUUUACUUCUGUCCCAUUUUAUGCAUGAACACAUAAUGUGGGAUACCAAUGUUGUACUAGGUAACAUUUAUAAUGUUUCAGAAUAUCUCAAAUAAAAUCUAUAACAAACUGCAGAA
This is a messenger RNA of Thrips palmi, 1996 nucleotides long. It is a transcript of the gene U2af50, whose product is annotated as splicing factor U2AF 50 kDa subunit. NCBI's taxonomy places the organism in Eukaryota, Metazoa, Arthropoda, Insecta, Thysanoptera, Thripidae. Gene Ontology annotation, molecular function: pre-mRNA 3'-splice site binding; poly-pyrimidine tract binding. The coding region runs from base 151 to 1479 and encodes 442 amino acids. Gene Ontology annotation, cellular component: U2AF complex; U2-type prespliceosome; nucleus. The transcript is spliced from 11 exons. Gene Ontology annotation, biological process: mRNA processing. The record is from RefSeq and is a predicted model, not a curated record.